Messenger RNA from Polypterus senegalus (gray bichir), 3606 nucleotides. RefSeq names its product bicaudal C homolog 2 (gene bicc2). Gene Ontology annotation, cellular component: cytoplasm. Gene Ontology annotation, molecular function: RNA binding; protein binding. The transcript has 19 exons. NCBI's taxonomy places the organism in Eukaryota, Metazoa, Chordata, Cladistia, Polypteriformes, Polypteridae. The record is from RefSeq and is a predicted model, not a curated record. The coding region runs from base 285 to 2792 and encodes 835 amino acids.
CCAGAGUUCCAGACAGAUACAAACUUUCUUUACAAUACCCCAAAGGUAUUUGGAGCAUUCACACUGUGUGGUGUUUGGGGUAAACAGCUGCUUCCAUCUCUUGCACCCAGCCCCCUGCGAGUGAAUUCGGCCAUUAACAGCAAGUAGGCAAAUGUAAAUGAGUCUGAAGAAAGGAGGGGGAUAGGGGCUGGGCUUCCCAGACAGAGUUACUGUUUGAAGGCUCCUAUGGAUUCCUCAACUCAUUUAUCUUUACUCUUCACGGCUGCCGGACACCCUGACUGGAAAUGGCCACCGCGGAGAAGAAACUUCACUCUGCGGGCAGCCAAAUUGACCAGGUGGUGCCUCCCGACACCGCUGACCUUACUAUGUCUAUGAGGGUUGAGACUGCGGCCGGUGACCCCGAGUGGAUAGAGGAGAGGUUCAGGAUUGACAGGAAGAAGCUAGAAGAGAUGCUGCACACUCCAGGAACUGGGAAUGGCCUGACUGGAGAAGAAUUCUUCCAGAAGGUCAUGGAUGAAACUGGGACGCAGAUCAAAUGGCCUUCAAAGCUGAAGAUAGGAGCAAAGUCAAAGAAAGAUCCUCAUGUUAAGGUAGAAGGAGUGAAAACAGGAGUUGAAGAAGCAAAACGGAGAAUUUUACAAGUUCUGGAGGCACAGGCCAGCAAAGUCACACUGAAGAUGGACGUGGCCCACACCGACCACUCACAUGUCAUUGGCAAGGGUGGGUGCAACAUUCGCAAGGUCAUGGAGGAGAGUGGCUGCCACAUCCACUUCCCAGACUCCAACCGUAACAAUGUGAACAUGGAGAAGAGCAACCAGGUCUCAAUUGCUGGACCUCAGCCAGGAGUGGAAGUGGCCAGGAGAAAGAUCAGGGACCUGCAGCCUCUGGCUCUUAGUUUUGAACUUCCUGUAAGCAUCCUUCCUCAAGUGACACCUGACACCAACUCUCCCUUGAUUCGCCACAUCACUCAGACCUUUGAUGUCAGCGUCAGUGUCAGGCAGCACGCUAAUCUUUAUGGUGGCACGUGCACAGUGAGAGGACUACAAGGGAACCAUGCUGGUGUUCAGAAGGCAACAGCCAUAUUAAUCGAGCUCCUGGCAAGCGCAGAAGUGGCCCUCAAUGUCAGCACUCAGUUGGACAUCACUUCCCAGCAGAGGCUCUUUCUCCUUGGACAAAAUGGGUCCAACCUUGGCAAUGUCAUGCAGGUGACUCACACACAGAUUGUGCUGCAGGACUUGAACUGCAAUCCCAGUCGCUCGACUCUGCUCAUCAGGGGCCCGAUUGAAUCGGUUUGUCUGGCCAAACAACUCCUUCUGGACUGUCUGCCUCUCUGCUUGAUGUUUGAUCUGGAGACCAAUGCUGACGUGGACCCAAACCAGCUCAGCCACAUCAUGCGCAGCCUGGGGGUUUCCAUUGGCCUCAAGGAGAAGCUGAAGCAGCCUGCUAAGUCAGUCAUAGUCAAGGCCUUGGAAAGGAAUGUGCAGAACAUGUAUGAAGCCAGGAGGUUAGUGCUGGGCCUGCAAGGGAAGGAUACCAACAAGAUUCUCGUUGCACCCAGCACCACCACUGCCCGCCUGUCUGACCUGAGCCCACCUGAAUCUGCUGGUCAUCCUGACUUAUUUAGCAGCAACAAAGCAGUGUCAUUGGAGUCCAAAGUUGAGGUAACAACUCCACCUGGCUUACCGACUUCAACUAGAGGGUCAGAGGAGAAGCAACAGGAGACGCCCAGCAGCAAAUCAGAUGACACGAUCUCUGCACGCCAGAUUCCAGAUAUUGGCCAAGAUGGAGAGGGGGGCUCAGCAGAGGGGUACACCUCAGAAAUAAUCUGUGAAGACAAACACAAAAAGGACAGUGUGGCGAUGGCCAAGGGGAAAAGUAGCAGUCAGGCUGAGAACGAUAAACCACCUGACCCAAAUGGACACCCCACAGCAUCGAGGCCAAAUAUUACUGUCUGCGAUGAGGCCAAAGAGAGUCAUCACCACAGGACAGAGCAGACCAGUGAACCAUACAGAGGAGCCAGUGGUGACCUGGAGCCAAGUGCUGAUGUCACAAAGAGUGAGAAUUACGACUAUGAAAAGAAGAGGCAACUGGCUGCACGUGCGAUGCAGAACAGGCCUGUGGAGACAGAGGUGCGCACGCCUACAGACACAUGGAGUGGCCUUGGUUUUUCCAAAUCAAUGCCAGCGGAAGCAUUCCAGGAACUGCGGUGUGCUGGCCGGCGGACUUACAAGCCGUACCUCAGUAACAGUUUUCAAUUACAACAGAUCAGCAAAGAGAAAGUGACAAGUGGCAGCGACAGCGACAACUGGCGGGAGCGCAGACGAUCGACUUCUUCAUUCUGCUCGCCUUCUUUCCCAGUCUUUGGCUCGUCAUCGUUAAGAAGCAGGCCCGAGCAGUCAUCAGAGCCGUUCUUCAAAUGUGGCAGUUUUCCAGAAAGCAUCUCAGAGACUGCAAGCAACUGUCGCUUCCCUAUAAAACAAGCAAGCAACCUGACGGAGCUCUUCAGCCAGCUUGGGCUUGGCAAAUACUUGGACAUCUUUGAGCAACAGGAGAUUGAUUUCCAGACGUUUUUAACGCUCACUGACGAAGACCUCAAGGAAGUUGGAAUCUCCACAUUUGGGGCAAGAAGAAAAAUGUUACUUGCCAUUUCAGAUUUAAAUAAAACGAAGAAGAAGAAGCUCCUGGAACCCCCAGUUGUGCGGCCAGGCUAUCUCGAAGGGGGCGCCAGUGGACGAUUACCCUGGAAUGUGGACAUGGACGUUGACAUUGCAGCACUCAGCAACCGCUGGUGAUACAUGUACUCUUGCAUUUUUUAACGAAUGGCAAAAUCUCCAUUUGUAUUUUGUAUGCGCUGCAGCACAGAAGAUCUACUGCCAGUGCUGGAUCAGGGCAGACUUUUACAGCUUAUUUUAUGCAGCCACAAAAAUGUGUGCAAAAUUGAAGACAGGUCAGGUACAAAUACAUGACGACAGAUGAGUUGAUAAAAUGAUAAGAAACUUUUGCGGGCAAAACUGAUUAUUUUGAGGGUCUCUCCUAGCCUCUCUUCUUUGUCUCUGUUGCCCCGUUUCACGCCCGACUGUUACCUGUUGUUUUUUUUAUGAUCAUCACUACCACACAGAGGCUUGCAGACUGGGCAUGUGGAUGGCAUGUUAAGGAUGACGUCCUAUAAAGGCCAGAACCAGGUUCUUAUUUAGCAGAUCAGCAGGUGGAUGAAACCGUAAAUGGAGAACGUCUCGCACAUGUCACACUGGAACUGCGCAACAGGAGUGUUUUUUUUUAUUACUUUGUUGUUAGCACACAUGACAGAUGGCAACUUUAACUCUUGUGAAUUAAAUAUUGGAAUUGGGUCUGAGCAGAUGAAGACACGUGCAUAAUGACUUCCAGAGGAGUUGGAGAAAGGCUUUGUCAGCAUGCACCUGCAAGCAGGAAACUGGUGGGAAUUAAUUCAGCAUUGUAAACGUUUCCUCUACAUAACAUCACAACCUCAAAAUGGAUUAAGCAGCCUUGAUAAAAAUGUAUGGCUGGAUGAGUAAAGCAGUUAGAAACACACGCGAUAAAGGCUCAAGGAAGUGAAAUCUGAUGAUCUCUUCAGUUUUUACUGUAACA